Molecule: messenger RNA, 1308 nt
Organism: Pelodiscus sinensis (Chinese soft-shelled turtle)
Lineage: Eukaryota; Metazoa; Chordata; Testudines; Trionychidae
Source: RefSeq, a predicted model, not a curated record
AUGCCCAUUGCUCAGAUUCCUGGUCAGAACCUGGGCUCACCCUGUGUCUCUCCUGUUGUGCUCGCUUUCAGAUGGGGCAUCCUCUUCUCCCACCCGCGGGACUUCACGCCCGUGUGCACGACGGAGCUGGGCCGGGCCGCAAAGCUGGCCCCUGAGUUCAGCAAGCGCAAUGUGAAGAUGAUCGCCCUCUCUAUCGAUACUGUCAGCGAGCAUCUCGCCUGGUGUAAGGACAUCAACGCCUACAACGGUGACCCGCCCACGGAGACGCUCCCCUUCCCCAUCAUUGCCGAUGCCAAGCGGGAGCUCGCGGUGCAGCUGGGCAUGUUGGACCCCGACGAGCGGGACAAGGAGGGCAUGCCCCUGACGGCGCGGGUGGUGUUUGUGUUUGGCCCAGAUAAGAAGCUGAAACUCUCCAUCCUCUACCCAGCGACCACUGGCCGGAACUUCGACGAGAUCCUGAGAGUGGUGGAUUCCCUGCAGCUGACCGCGAAGAACAAGGUCGCCACCCCGGUGGACUGGAAGCGUGGCGACAGAGUCAUGGUUGUGCCCAGCAUGCCGGAUGACGAGGCCAAAAAGAUGUUUCCUGACGGCGUCUUCACCAAGGAGCUCCCGUCGGGCAAGAAGUACCUCCGCUACACCCCACAGCCGUAGGGCUGGCGCCAGGCUGCGGACCGCGCGGCUUGCGCAGAGCCCGGCGGCGGGGGGGCUGCCUAGGGAGUGAGGGUGGCUCGUUGAUUGGCGUCCCAACCAAUGCUGGUUCUGCUUAAGCCGUGUGAUCCGCAGCCUUGUAUUGUCCGCUUGAAACCAGGCGGACGGCAGCAGCGCGGUGUGAAAUUCCCAGUCAGUCACUUGCCCCUCUUAGCUAGCAACCGGAAAUGUCUCCCUGGUGGGAAUCGCGAGCGUGCGGCAGAGGGGACGGGUUUGCGGUGGUGCUGGCGGCGUGUCCCCCGGGUCUCUCCUCUCUCGCGUUGGGGCGGGGGGAGCGCUUUGUGCCUCGGAAGGAAGCUCCGGUCCUGCAAGGAGAUCGCCUGCGAAUGGUUCCUCGGGAGGGAUGGCCGGACUGAGAACUGGCGAGUGAGCAGCCCGAUCGGAGGGGGGAGCCCGGGCCUGGUCCGAGCUGCCUGCCCUAUCUCUGCCUUUUGCACCUUUCAUCACUGCCAUGUUAAACCCACCAGUGCCACGGCGCUACCAGAGCAUUGCAGAGCAGAUGGAGGUGUGGGGCUUCCUUGCAAACUGUUUCUCCUGGGGGUUGUGCUUAGAUCCUUGUCUGACAUGCUUUUUGGAGGGAGUAAAGCAGCAAUUACCGGA